Stereum hirsutum FP-91666 SS1 is the source of this 1479-nucleotide messenger RNA. RefSeq lists its product as uncharacterized. The record is from RefSeq and is a predicted model, not a curated record. Lineage: Eukaryota; Fungi; Basidiomycota; Agaricomycetes; Russulales; Stereaceae. The coding region runs from base 1 to 1479 and encodes 492 amino acids. The transcript has 12 exons.
AUGUCGGAUGCUCGGGAUAACAUGGCCACUUGUCAGGACCUCGCCGCAUAUGCCGCCGAGGUCGUACUGACUAUCCAUGAUGCAAUGAAGGGUGUCGAUUCUGUGAGUCCUGAGACGCUCAAACAUGUUGUAGACUUCGAGGGAUCGCUGAGAGGUAUCAAAACCGACCUCGAAUUUCUAGGCAAGAAAUCGUUAUGGUAUCAGAUGCUAUGUCAGGUUCGAAUAGCUGGUCGCAUCAAGCUUCACCGGCAGAAUUUAGAGAGAGCGCUGAGCUUGUUUGGGGUCAAAAUGACCAUGGCCGUGGAGACAAAGGUCUCGGCCUCCUUAGGCAUUUUGAAGCGCAUCGAAGUUGACGUUACAAGGAUUGGGGACGCUGUCGCCCCAGCUAUAGCAGGCAAGACCAUCGACAGUGAGCUGAUCGUUCAGCCGACCGAGAUAGAAUUACGACAAGAACUCGCCGCCAGGUCAGGUUAUCGCAUUCACUCGGCUGAACACAAGGGGAAGAGAGUGAUGGUCAUGGUUUUCGAAGGAAGUCAGGCCAAGAAGGAUCGAGAUAGAGCUCUCUCUUGCAGGACAAGGAUAUUCCAUCCUAAUCUGCCCCAAAUUAUCGGUGUAUCGCCUGAUUCCGUCAGCUAUUCUCCGUAUAUCAUGUUACGAGGAGAUUACGAUAGGAAGGCCCAGUAUGUAAUUGGUUCUGCACUCAUGACCAUGGAUACCAGCAAAUCCUUAAAAUUGAUCUCAGAACUGCUUGCGAGUGUAGCGGCAGGUUUAGAUUACCUUCGUAGCCAGGAUGUGACAUCCGAACGUAGUUCUUCCUUACACCGUAUAGAUGAAUAUGAUCUGGACGUUUUCAGCAACGCAGAGGGCCGUAUAUACAUCUCCAUCAACCCUGCCUAUUUUGAAUAUGGAGUAGAUCCUCUGCUGAACGAAUUUCCGAACGAGUUAUCAGCAGAGGAGCGAACGCUGAAUGCACCGAUAUGGAAUCGAUUCAAUGCCCUGACUAGGCUGCUUCUGUAUCGAGCAAAUGGGAUCUCAUACGACAAGUACGGUGACCAGGACGGACAUUUCGUUAUCUUCGACUACCGCCUGCCCCGGGCGAUUCGCUCUAGCCAGGCCCUUCCUCUACUAGAUGUGGCGCCUGAGGUCGCAUUACGAAUGCGUUUCAAGGGCGGAAACAACAUGUUUGGUAAACCGCGCUCGCUGAGCGAAAUCUCAGACGGUUAUCGCGCAAAGGUCGACUUGAUAUCUCAUUCGGAAAAGCUCGCCAUUCUGGAGGUAGCUCAUGGCAGGCUGAAGGAGCAGUCACGUAACACCGUCAUGUCGCUGGAACCACAAUAUCUCGCUAUCGCCUCUCAAUGGAGGCCCGAACCAGAUCUCAGAUGUGGGUGUUGGUAUGAGGAGGAUCAGCCAGAAACGUACACACCAAUUUCAGAAGAGUCGAGAAUAUGGACCUUCGCUGGCUCUAGUCCUUCGAGUUAA